This is a messenger RNA of Loa loa (African eye worm), 702 nucleotides long. RefSeq names its product cysteine protease inhibitor. The transcript is spliced from 4 exons. The coding region runs from base 36 to 518 and encodes 160 amino acids. The record is from RefSeq and is a predicted model, not a curated record. Lineage: Eukaryota; Metazoa; Nematoda; Chromadorea; Rhabditida; Onchocercidae. Gene Ontology annotation, molecular function: cysteine-type endopeptidase inhibitor activity.
UUUAGACCACUGAAUAAACAAAGCAAAACGAUACGAUGUCAAUAAAGGAAGGAUCAUUGGUGGUACUUUUAUUUUUAUUCGGUGUUUCGGUGUGUUCACUGUCAACUCGCAAGCAAGAAGCUACUCAUAUGGAAUCCGAGAUACAUCAGAUGCCCCCUCGCCAGGAGAUUUUAUUAGGAGGAUGGUCAGAACGCAAUCCAGAAGAGGAUGAAAUACAGAAAUUGUUGCUAAAUGUUCUAACUAAAGUAAAUCAACAGUCAAACGAUGAGUACCAUUUGAUGCCGAUCAAAGUGGUGAAAGUUUCAUCGCAAGUUGUCGCCGGUAUGAGAUACAAGAUGGAUGUACAGGUUGCUCGGUCGGAAUGUAAAAAAAGUUCAAAAGGUCAAGUUGACCUGAAAACAUGUAAAAGAUUGGAAGGGCAUCCGGAUCAGGUUAUGACAUUAGACAUAUGGGAAAAACCAUGGGAGAACUUUUUGCAAGUCAAAAUUCUGGAAACAAAAGUACUUUCGUCAGUAUGAUUCUCUUUUAGUCCCACUUUAUAUCGCUAUCCCCAGUGUUUUCCCAGUAUUUUUGUUAUUUAGUUUUUACGACUUCUUUAACUACAUUGUAUAAUUUUGUAAUAAUUAAAGUCAUCUUAUUGAAGUAUAAAUAUUUGAAGUCAAUAAUGACAGUGUACUACCUAUUUUGCUACCACUACGCUGC